Molecule: messenger RNA, 4563 nt
Organism: Epinephelus fuscoguttatus (brown-marbled grouper)
Lineage: Eukaryota; Metazoa; Chordata; Actinopteri; Perciformes; Serranidae
Product: NACHT, LRR and PYD domains-containing protein 3-like
Exons: 18
Coding region: 122-4321 (1399 amino acids)
Molecular function (GO): protein binding; ubiquitin-protein transferase activity
Source: RefSeq, a predicted model, not a curated record
CAACACGUUCCACUGCAUUUAGGUUACAAUGCGUGUGUCACACGCUCAAAGGGUUAGAAACCUGCAUGAAGGUGGAGAGUGUUUGUGAGUCGACCUGAGGUGACCUCAACAGAGAGGGCAGAUGGCGACACUCAAAGAAGUCGUCUUGAAAAUUUUGAAGAAUUUGGGAGAUGAGGACUUUACAGAAUUCAAGUGGUACCUGAAGCAGAAGGUCCCAGAAGGAUUCCCAGUGAUCCCAAUAUGUCAACUAGAGAAAGCAGACAGGAUGAAAACAGUGGAUCUGAUGGUGCAGUUCUACACUAUGAACACUAUUAAAGUGACCGAAAUUAUCUUAAGGAAGAUGAAUCAAAAUAAGCUAGCGGAGAAUCUAUCAAAAACCAUAUCAGAACCUGAGGAGAUUCUUCCUUCUAAGUGCCAGCAAAAACUGAAAUCCAAUUUCCAAAAGAAGUUCCAGUGUGUGUUUGAGGGGAUCGCUAAAGCAGGAAAACCAACCCUUCUGAAUCAGAUCUACACAGAGCUCUACAUCACAGAGGGAGGGACUGCAGAGGUCAAUGAUGAACAUGAGGUCAGACAGAUUGAAACAGCAUCCAGGAAACCACACAGACCAGAAACAAACAUCAGACAAGAAGACAUCUUUAAAGCCUCACCUGGAAGAGAUGAACCAAUCAGAACAGUGAUGACAAAGGGAGUGGCUGGCAUUGGGAAAACAGUCUUAACACAGAAGUUCACUCUGGACUGGGCUGAAGACAAAGCCAACCAGGACAUACAGUUCACAUUUCCAUUCACUUUCAGAGAGCUGAAUGUGCUGAAAGAGAAAAAGUACAGCUUGGUGGAACUUGUUCAUCACUUCUUUCCUGAAACCAAAGAAGCAGGAAUCUGCAGGUUUGAAGAGUUCCAGGUUGUGUUCAUCUUUGACGGUCUGGAUGAGUGUCGACUUCCUCUGGACUUCCACAACAAUGAGAUCCUGACUGAUGUUACAGAGUCCACCUCAGUGGAUGUGCUGCUGACAAACCUCAUCAGGGGGAAACUGCUUCCCUCUGCUCGCCUCUGGAUAACCACACAACCUGCAGCAGCCAAUCAGAUCCCUCCUGACUGUGUUGACAUGGUGACAGAGGUCAGAGGGUUCACUGACCCACAGAAGGAGGAGUACUUCAGGAAGAGAUUCAGAGAUGAGGAGCAGGCCAGCAGAAUCAUCUCCCACAUCAAGACAUCACGAAGCCUCCACAUCAUGUGCCACAUCCCAGUCUUCUGCUGGAUCACUGCUACAGUUCUGGAGGAUGUGAUGAAGAGCAGAGAGGAAGGAGAGCUGCCCAAGACCCUGACUGAGAUGUACAUCCACUUCCUGGUGGUUCAGACCAAAGUGAAGAACAUCAAGUAUGAUGGAGGAGCUGAGACAGAUCAUCACUGGAGUCCAAAGAGCAGGAAGAUGAUUGAGUCUCAGCUGCAGAAAGGCAACCUGAUCUUCUAUGAAUCAGACCUGACAGAGUGUGGCAUCGAUAUCAGAGCAGCCUCAGUGUACUCAAGAGUGUUCACACAGAUCUUUAAAGAGGAGAGAGGACUGUACCAGGACAAGGUGUUCUGCUUCGUCCAUCUGAGUGUUCAGGAGUUUCUGGCUGCUCUUCAUGUCCAUCUGACCUUCAUCAACUCUGGAGUCAAUCUGAUGGCAGAAGCAAUGCAGCGCUCUACACUAACACAUCUCCACCAGAGUGCUGUGGACAAGGCCUUACACUCGAACUUGUUCCUCCGCUUCCUCCUGGGUCUCUCACUGCAGACCAAUCAGAAUCUCCUACGUGGCGUGCUGAAACAGACAGGAAGUAGCUCACAGAGCAAUCAGGAAACCAUCAACUAUAUCAAGAAGAAGUUCAACCAGGAUCUGUCUGCAGAGAGAAGCAUCAACCUGUUCCACUGUCUGAAUGAACUGAAUGAUCGUUCUCUAGUGGAGGAGAUCCAACAGUCCCUGAGUUCAGGACGUCUCUCCACAGAUAAACUGUCUCCUGCUCAGUGGUCAGCUCUGGUCUUCAUCUUACUGUCAUCAGAAGAAGAUCUGGACGUGUUUGACCUGAAGAAAUACUCUGCUUCAGAGGAGGCUCUUCUGAAGCUGCUGCCAGUGGUCAAAGCCUCCAACAAAGCUCUACUGGCCGAUUGUAAUCUCUCACAGAGAAGCUGUGAAGCUCUUUACUCAGUUCCCAGCAUCAAGUCCUCCAGUCUGAGACACCUGGACCUGAGUAACAACGACCUGAAGGAUUCAGGAGUGAAGCUGUUGUCUGAUGGACUGAAGAGUUCACACUGUAAACUUGAAAUCCUCAGUCUGUCAGGCUGUCUGAUCACAGAGGAAGACUGUGCCUCUCUGGCCUCAGCUCUGAGCUCCAAUCAUCCAGGAGACUCAGGAGUGAAGCUGCUGUCGGCUGGACUGAAGGAUCCUCUCAGGUCCUUCCCUGAAUUUUUCCGGGGUGGUCGAAAACGGCCAUCAACAAGUGGAUUCGGUAGCUUGGUGUCGAAGCGCCCAAAAAUAUGGAAGCCUUUUGAUAUACAUUUUUUUUUACUUUCUUCGAAUGAAGAACUUACACCUCUUCCAUCUGAUGAACUGGCCUUCAUGCAGGCUGGACUGGGAAGGAGGACGGUUUCUCUUAACAGCGAUGUGACAUAUGUGGAGUUAUCAAGGAUAUUGCAGGCCACCUACCCCAAAAUGGUGGAGCUGCGGAACCGGUGGCUGUUUUACAAAGCAGGAGGUGGAAAUGGGAGGAGAAAAAUGUUCGCAAUCCCCUUUGAGGCUGAGGGCUACACUGGUGCUAUGCUCCGGAAUAUUUCAGAUGGUGGGAAACACACUCUUUACAUAGUACCUCUUCAGGAUGAGUUGGACCUCUCACCACUCCCAGCAAAUGCCCCAGAAUUUGCUUUAAUGCCAAAGGCCAGCUGCAGACACUGUUCUGUAGAGAUGCCAGUCCAAAUGCUGGUUCUACAUGACCGAAAAUGUGCUAGCCAGAUGAUCUCUGAUGAUGACAACAACAAAUUUUCUGAAUUUUUACAAACUCCAGUGCCAGUGCAGACUGAAGAGGACCACUGCCCUCAGCAGGAAGAGGCUGUCCAGUGCCCUAUAUGUAGCAAUAUCUUCCCCGUCCUGCUUAUUGAAGAACAUGUCAGCCAUUGUGGCCAAAGAACUAAGGACACAACCUCACCUGAGAGGGAGCUCCAUACUGCGAUGGAUGAUAUCUCAUGUGAGGAGGAUGUGGUCAUGUGGCUCACAGCAAAGGUGGAUUCCAGCAAGACCUUCGAGCUGUGUGUGUCUCGAGAUAAUAUGCUCGAAAGAGGUCUCAAGAUGUGGAAGCGUAAACAAAAGGCUACACCACUUAAUCCCUUAAGGAUGAAAUUCCUCGGAGAAGUGGGGAUUGAUACAGGGGCCCUCAGAAAGGAGUUUCUCACAACAAUGGUAGCUGGGAUUGAGCAACGCCUUUUUGAAGGUGGGAAGUCCAAAAUGCCCAAAUAUUCGGUGAAUGACUUUGCUGAAGAGCUCUUCAGGACUGCGGGUGAAAUCUUUGCUACAAGCAUUGCCCAAGGUGGACCUGCACCACGUUUCCUCCAGCCGUGGUGCUACGACUUUCUAGCAUCUGGCAAGCUCUCAUUGGAUCACGUCCUGGACCCGAGUUUAUCACCGCUAAUAACCACAGUUGCAGAGGCGUCCGAUUUGACCGACUACAUUGCAGACAUUCUGGAUUGUGGCUAUACUGGCAAGAUCGACAUGGAACACAAAGAGAACAUUCUAAGAGCAAUCGGUCUGCAUGUCAUGACGAAAAGAAUACCCAUGCUUCAGCAACUCCGUGAGGGCUUGGACAUCUACGGCUUCUCCCAAGUGAUGCAGGCAAAGACGGAAGAGUGCUGCAGUCUGUUCGUCGCCGGAGACGACGAGUCGGUGGACUCUCAUUACAUCACUUCCCAUCUGGCGCCAGAGAUGAGCGAAAGGGGCUGCAACAAGCACCGCAAGGAGAUCCAGAUCCUUGAACACUUUCAAGACUUCCUGCACGAGCUGGAAGUUGCUGAACCAGAUGCCACGUCUGAAGACACCCCAACUGUACCGUCAGUGAUGCAGUGGAUUACGGGUCAAGCCCACAGACAUCUUCUUCUUUCUGAUCGCCAGAACUUCAAGAUCACAGUGAAGUUUGACCAUGACUGUCACAACAUGCCUAACCACACAAUCUGUUACCCAACAGUCAAUGCUUGCACGGACACCAUAACAUUCCCCGUUGCACACAUGUCAGACUAUGAGUCAUUCAAAAACGUCAUGACAAAAGCCAUUAAAUAUGGUGCAGGAUUUGAUAGAGAGUGAUGCAUUGUGAUUCACGUGUGUAAGCCCACGUUAUAUCCUCGAAUAUAAAUACCAUGAUAGUUCAUUCUAUUGUGUGAGUGAGGUUCGAGUAAUGUAGUGGACAUUUUUUGUUCUGUCCUCAGAAAUGAAUGUAAAAGGACAUUGUCUAUUUUCUGAUUGACUAUAAACCACAAUGCCUUUGUCUGUGUCUGUUAAACCAUACAUAACGGCAUGAGUAAUGUGAAAUAAACCUUUAAUUUCUA